This is a messenger RNA of Xenopus laevis (African clawed frog), 1362 nucleotides long. It is a transcript of the gene cckbr.L, whose product is annotated as CCKBR cholecystokinin B receptor L homeolog. Gene Ontology annotation, biological process: neuropeptide signaling pathway; G protein-coupled receptor signaling pathway. NCBI's taxonomy places the organism in Eukaryota, Metazoa, Chordata, Amphibia, Anura, Pipidae. Gene Ontology annotation, cellular component: plasma membrane; membrane. The record is from RefSeq and is marked provisional. Gene Ontology annotation, molecular function: G protein-coupled receptor activity; neuropeptide receptor activity.
AUGGAGUCUCUCAGGUCCCUCAGUAACAUCAGUGCCCUCCAUGAACUGCUCUGUCGCUAUAGCAACCUGUCUGGCACCCUAACAUGGAACCUUUCCAGCACCAAUGGCACCCACAACCUCACAACUGCCAACUGGCCCCCCUGGAACCUCAACUGCACCCCCAUAUUGGAUCGCAAGAAGCCCAGUCCCUCAGACCUGAACCUGUGGGUGCGGAUCGUGAUGUACAGCGUCAUCUUCCUGCUGAGCGUUUUCGGCAACACCCUGAUCAUUAUUGUGUUAGUGAUGAACAAACGUCUCCGCACCAUCACCAACUCCUUCCUCCUGUCUCUGGCCCUCAGUGACCUCAUGGUGGCCGUACUCUGCAUGCCCUUCACCCUCAUCCCCAACCUCAUGGAGAACUUCAUCUUCGGGGAGGUCAUAUGCCGGGCAGCCGCCUACUUCAUGGGCCUAUCUGUCAGCGUCUCCACAUUCAACCUUGUGGCCAUCUCCAUUGAGCGCUACAGUGCCAUCUGUAACCCACUGAAAUCCCGGGUCUGGCAGACUCGAUCCCACGCCUACCGGGUGAUUGCCGCUACCUGGGUCCUGUCCAGCAUUAUAAUGAUCCCGUAUCUGGUCUACAACAAGACCGUAACGUUUCCCAUGAAGGACCGGAGAGUCGGACACCAGUGUCGCCUGGUUUGGCCCAGUAAGCAGGUGCAGCAGGCAUGGUACGUCCUACUCCUUACUAUCCUCUUCUUCAUACCUGGGGUGGUGAUGAUCGUGGCCUAUGGACUUAUCUCCCGGGAGCUGUACAGGGGCAUCCAGUUUGAGAUGGACCUCAACAAAGAAGCAAAAGCUCACAAAAAUGGAGUCUCAACUCCAACCACCAUUCCGAGCGGUGAUGAGGGAGACGGCUGUUACAUUCAGGUCACCAAGAGGCGCAACACCAUGGAGAUGUCCACAUUGACUCCAAGUGUCUGCACCAAGAUGGAUCGAGCACGGAUCAACAACUCAGAAGCCAAACUCAUGGCUAAAAAGCGUGUGAUUCGAAUGCUUAUUGUCAUCGUGGCCAUGUUCUUCAUAUGCUGGAUGCCCAUUUUCGUAGCCAACACUUGGAAGGCCUUCGAUGAAUUAUCUGCUUUCAACACCCUGACGGGAGCACCCAUCUCUUUUAUCCACCUCCUGAGUUACACAUCAGCUUGCGUCAACCCUCUCAUCUACUGCUUCAUGAACAAGCGUUUCCGUAAGGCCUUUCUGGGCACGUUUUCCAGCUGUAUCAAGCCGUGCCGCAAUUUCCGUGAUACAGAUGAAGACAUUGCAGCCACAGGAGCAUCUCUCUCUAAAUUCAGUUAUACUACUGUUAGCAGCUUGGGCCCUGCUUGA